UGACGUCUCCCCAACCUUGUAAUUCCGGAUGCGUGGAAUCUGUUGCUGGCGAAAACGCAUGUUGAGGCUUCGUUCGAGGGAUCGGAAAUGGGACAAGUCCGGUGUACGCGUUCCUUGAGAUCGAAAAGACGGUUAUAUUCCAAGAGAGCGUGUGAAGCUACUGAAGUCUGUAAGCAAGUUGCAACGGAGGGCGGCAUCUGGAUGAUUUUGACGUGUACUCUGUGCUGUUCACAAAAUACAUUACAAACGAUUUCCUCGACCGAUGCCGUCAGUCAGUGA
Messenger RNA from Haemonchus placei, 279 nucleotides. The record is from the annotation of a GenBank genome assembly. Lineage: Eukaryota; Metazoa; Nematoda; Chromadorea; Rhabditida; Trichostrongylidae.